This is a messenger RNA of Bombina bombina (fire-bellied toad), 9579 nucleotides long. It is a transcript of the gene MAGI3, whose product is annotated as membrane associated guanylate kinase, WW and PDZ domain containing 3. Lineage: Eukaryota; Metazoa; Chordata; Amphibia; Anura; Bombinatoridae. Gene Ontology annotation, molecular function: protein binding. Bases 1625 to 6505 code for a protein of 1626 amino acids. Gene Ontology annotation, biological process: signal transduction. The record is from RefSeq and is a predicted model, not a curated record. Gene Ontology annotation, cellular component: cytoplasm. The transcript is spliced from 21 exons.
AGUCGCCGUCGAGUGUUCAUCCGGCGAUAGGACACAGUGGAACACGGCUUCGUGCACCCGGUGGUAAAGCGCGACCUGCAACCUUUAGCAAAGCCAGUUCUCGGAAUAGCCUCCGCAGCACCCCCACUCCUCAUCCUACCCCCUGGAAUUCUACCCAUGUGUACGGAUCCCUCCAGUGACAGGCUGCUCCCGGGCACACACCCCUCUCCCAGCCUCAUCCCAGGCUAACUUCAAACUCAAAACUUCCAAAUACCACUGACAGCUGAGAAGAAAAAGAAAUAUAUCCUUAUGCCUAUAUUCAGUGAUAACCCUAAAAGGUUCCAUGAAACACUGGUUGGGAAGAUGUGUUCGUUUCCUAUUUGUUAGUGUAUAUAUAAGUAAUUUUAAAAUUAGUUGGGCUUCAAAACCUUUUAAAUGUGAGUAGGACAUCUGAAAGGAUAUUAAGAUUUUAUUUGUGCUACAUUGCACCAUCACAUUGUAAUAAAUAACAUAUCCUUUUCUAAUUGGAUAUUUUGAAAAUAGUGACACAUAUCCCUUGGACUUGUUUGAUGUUUCCUGUGGAUCGUGAUUAUGACAAUAAUAUUGAUGUUUGCAGUUUAGUAAUAUACCCUCAAAUAGUUUAUAGGCUUUUAAAAAGUAUUUUGUUGUCAAAUGAAUUCAUAUUUAGAAUAGGGUAAUCAAGUUUUUUAUUUCUUUCUCUUGCAGUUUUUGAAUUAAAACUAGACAGGACAGAAUUUUAACACUUAUCUUUGCAGAUAAAAUAUAUGAUUGGUUUUGUGAAUUUAUGAAUGGCAACAGAGUUUCAGAUCUUUAUUAAAUACAUUUGUUGUUGGGUUUAAGCAUCUGUGACAUUAUUGCUAUUUCCUGCUGCCAAGGAUAUUCUUUUAUUGGUUAUUUUUCUAUCCCUAAUGUUGCCUUAAUUUUUUAAAGUUUUAUUUUAUAUCUUUAUCACCUCCUUCAACCAUAGUAUUAUUUUUCUUUUGACAACAGGCAAAAACCUAUUCUCCAUAGAGAGUGAGAAGCAUUGAUUUUUAUCUGCAUUUAGCCUUGGAUCCAGUCUACGUUUUCCCUUGUGGAGACCACCCUUAAUUCUCAUUUUACAGACUAGACCCCCUGAAAGCUAACUUUACUUUUUCUUGUGAAUUUGUGUGUGCUACAAAUUUGCUGGUGAUUUUUUUUUUUCUCCCUGUGUCUGAAUCAGAGAUCUAAAUUAUUAGCUUGUUCUCUUUUACUGCAGAAUUUAUACAGCUGUUGUGACACUUGUCUGUCUAGGGUAUAUUCUGUUAGUUAUUUUAUGUCUGGUUGCAUGCGGUUGUCAUGAUAGUUGUCAAAAAUUCUAGUUAUUAAUAACAGGGUUGGCUAUUAUACCUGUUUUCUUCUUUUAUAUUUUUAGUCUAGAUUUUACAAACAUAAAGUAUUGCCAGAAUCAUUGAUAUACAUACUUAUAUUACUAGUUAGUGUAAUUUUCCUUCUUUUAGUAAUUGGUAGAUCCUGUAAGGAAGCUUUUCUUAUCUGUGGUUCUAUAGACUGUAUUAAAUUGCACACUAACUACAUUUUCCUCCAUACUACACACACUUUUUUGCAUUGUGAAGGGCAUUUUGCCCACUUUUUCGUAUGAAGCACCAUGUCCAAGACUCUAAAGAAGAAAAAGCAUUGGUUGAGUAAAGUCCAAGAAUGUGGUCUCUCUGGGGUUGGUGGAGACCCCAGUUCCCUUCUGGAGAUUCGUGGAGGUGCAGAACAUGGGGAGUUCCCUUAUUUGGGUCGCCUAAGAGAGGACGCUUCCAGCUACAUCGCAGGCAAAGUGCCUAGCCAAGGGGAUGUGCUGUUGGAAGUAAAUGGAACACCAGUUAGUGGACUCACACACAGAGACACACUUGCUGUGAUUAGGCACUUCAGGGAACCUAUACGUCUGAAAACCGUUAAACCUGGCAAAGUAAUCAACAAAGACCUACGUCAUUACCUGAGCCUCCAGUUCCAGAAGGGAUCCAUAGAUCACAAACUCCAACAAGUAAUUAGAGACAAUCUCUACCUGAGAACAAUACCUUGUACCACUCGUUCUCCACGAGAUGCAGAAGUCCCAGGAGUUGAUUAUAAUUUCAUUACGGUUGAGCAAUUCAAAGCUCUAGAGGACAGCGGAGUAUUACUGGAAAGUGGCACAUAUGAUGGUAAUUUCUAUGGCACACCGAAACCUCCAGCUGAGCCAAGUCCUUUCCAACCUGACCCAGUUGAUCAAGCACUAUUUGAUGGUGACUUUGACACUGAGAACCAGAGGAAAAGAACCACAUCAGUCAGCAAGAUGGAACGUACAGACUCAUCCUUUCCAGAGGAAGAAUAUGAGGAAGAGAGGGAGGCAGUGAAUGGCAGCAGUGGAAGUUCAGAGCAUAGAGACCGACUGGAGCUAUCAGACUGGGGAAAAGCUGUACCAAGUUACAAUCAAACCAACAGCUCUAUGGACUUUAGAAACUACUUAACUAGAGAUGACAAUCUAGAACCCCUUCCAAAGAACUGGGAAAUGGCAUACACUGAAGCAGGGAUGAUCUACUUUAUAGAUCACAACACCAAAACAACCACAUGGUUAGACCCUCGACUCUGCAAGAAAGCCAAAGCUCCAGAAGAUUGUGAUGAUGGAGAACUUCCAUAUGGUUGGGAGAAGAUUGAGGAUCCACAGUAUGGAACCUAUUAUGUAGAUCACAUCAACCAAAAAACGCAGUUUGAAAACCCGGUGCUCGAAGCCAAGAGGAAAAAACAGCUCGGACAACUGAAUCUGACUCCAGUUGAUGGAAACCUACUUACAGACCCUGAAAAGUCUCCUUUUACAAGAGAUCCAGCCCAGCUUAAAGGAGCCCUACUGCGCACAGCUCUAAAGAAAAGUUCCAUGGGUUUUGGGUUCACAAUCAUUGGAGGGGACAGACCGGAUGAGUUCCUGCAGGUGAAAAAUGUACUGAAAGAUGGACCAGCUGCACUAGAUGGGAAAAUUGCACCAGGUGAUGUAAUUGUGGACAUCAAUGGAACUUGUGUACUUGGUCAUACACAUGCUGAAGUGGUACAGAUGUUCCAGCUUAUUCCCAUCAACCAGUAUGUGAAUAUGACUCUGUGUCGAGGCUACCCCCUUCCUGAAGACACUGAUGAUCCUGUUGAUGAUAUUGUGAACACAGUUCCUCCAGUUAUAAAUGGACAGAUGGUGAACCAAGGAGACAUUAACAUGGGAAGCCAGGAAUUAAAAUCUGGGGUAGUCAUUUUGGACCAGAAUGGAAAACCAGGUCAUGUGUUAGUAAAUGGAAGGUUAAAUGGGCCUUCUUUGGAAUUACAGGAUCAAAGGACAUCUUUAGCUUCCUCUGGGAACUCUCAGCCUGAGCUUGUGACCAUUCCAUUGCUAAAGGGUCCUAAGGGCUUUGGGUUUGCCAUAGCGGACAGCCCUAUGGGACAGAAGGUCAAAAUGAUCUUGGACAGCCACUGGUGUCCUGGACUACAGAAAGGAGAUGUCAUCAAGGAGAUCUACCAUCAGAAUGUGCAGAACUUAACACACAUUCAAGUGGUUGAAGUCCUAAAGCAGUUUCCAAUGGGAGCUGAAGUGCCAUUACUCAUCUUAAGAGGAGGUCCUCCAUCCCCUGCAAAAGUAUCAAAAGUGAAAUCUGAUAAACAAGACCUGGUGGGAAGUCUUGAAGCUAUUUGCCCAACUGAACCCCUUCCACAACCACUGCCCUUUCCCUCCAAUCUUGCUCGAUCAAACUCUCCAAAACUCGAUCCUUCAGAGGUCUACAAGAAGUCAAAGAAUAUAUUUGAAGAUAAACCUCCCAAUACAAAGGACUUGGAUGUUUUCCUGCGGAAACAAGAAUCUGGCUUUGGAUUCAGGGUCCUUGGAGGAGAUGGACCGGAUCAAGCAAUAUAUAUUGGAGCAAUCAUCCCAUUAGGUGCAGCAGAGAAGGAUGGACGACUGCGUGCUGCUGAUGAGCUGAUUUGUAUAGACGGAGUACCAGUCAAGGGAAAGUCCCACAAGCAGGUCCUAGAUUUAAUGACGAACGCAGCUCGAAAUGGCCAUGUACUGCUCACAGUUCGGAGGCAGAUUUAUUAUUCAGAUAAGCAGCAGGAAGACGAGGAAAGCCAGCACAUUCCCACUGCUCUGAACGGUUCUCCAAGGCUGAACAGAAUAGAGCUUGUCAAUAUCCCAAAGCCACCUGCAGAGGCCUAUGAUGUUGUCUUACAACGCAAGGAAAAUGAAGGAUUUGGGUUUGUCAUUUUGACCUCGAAAAAUAAGCCCCCUCCAGGAGUGAUUCCUCACAAAAUUGGGCGUGUGAUUGAGGGUAGCCCUGCUGAUCGGUGCAGAAAGCUUAAAGUGGGUGACAGGAUAUCUGCUGUGAAUGGACAGUCUAUCGUGGAGCUAUCCCAUGAUAACAUUGUACAGCUUAUAAAGGAUGCUGGGAAUACAGUAACUCUCACUGUGAUUGCAGAAGAAGAACACCGAGGCCCUUCAUCUGGUUCAAACUCUGCAAGACAGAGCCCAGCUCCGCAACACCGAGCUAUGGGUCAAACUCAGCCCAACUAUGGGACGUUAGAAAGAACCACCUUAGAUCCAGAUGACUUAAAAGGAGACCUCUCUGCUGCUUACAGGUCUUCAUGGUCUGAUACUGGUCUACCGUUGCCUACAGGAAGCAGGCAAUUACAGAGUGUGGGCUGCUAUCCUGUAGAACUUGAAAGAGGUCCUAGGGGCUUUGGCUUCAGUCUUCGAGGAGGAAAAGAGUAUAACAUGGGUCUGUUUAUCCUUCGUCUUGCAGAAGAUGGUCCAGCUAUCAAAGAUGGACGUAUUCACGUUGGAGAUCAGAUAGUGGAAAUCAACGGAGAGCCAACGCAGGGCAUCACUCAUACUCGUGCUAUUGAGCUGAUUCAAGCAGGGGGCACUAAGGUUCUUCUGCUUCUGAGACCAGGAACAGGACUAAUACCAGACUACAAUGAUCCAGAUCAUUCUCCAUCAACAAGUGUAAUAUAUGAAGAUCUCCCGCAAUAUGCAUCCUCUUCAAAUUCCAAUCCCAUACCUGGAGGUUCUCAUUUGCCACUAUCAGAUAUGAAUACAUUGUCAGUUGAGGAAAUAAUUUUGCCAAAAGACACACCACAAAGCAAAGAUGACACUACAUCACCCAUUAUUACCACUUCAGAGAAUAAAAAAAAUAAUCAGAACAAUGCUAUGUAUAACAAAGAUCCACAUAGAGAUAGGUCUGUAAGCCCCAGGGAUUCCAGUAAAAACAACCAGCUUGAGGUUCCAAAGGAAAGCAGCUCAAGGAGAGGUCGAUCUGUUAGCCCAAAAAAGUUGGACAGCAGAAGCCCGAAGGAAUAUUCUAACAGAACCCAGAGUCCUAAAAAGACAGACUCUUCAAAGAAUCUUAAAGAAUCCAGGGGCAGAUCAGUGAGCCCACGGAAGCCACUGAGUAAAAACACUCAGGGUGUUACUGAUGCUGGUGCUCCUGUAAAAGACCAGAUCAGGGAACACAGAGGAAGAUCUGCUAGCCCAAAAAAGACUUAUAAGAAAGAGGCAAGAGAGAAAACAUAUCCAGAUGAAAAGGAAAUUACACAAAAUUCUCAAAGCCGAAAUAAGUAUUCUGUCAAGCCUGAAAAUAUUGACCACAUGAGGGAACGUAAAGAAAUUGAUAAACUGAAGCGAGAACAUAAGGGUGAAAAAUCAAAGACAGAUGAAAAGCAUGAGAAAUGUAAAGGUGAAGAAAGAGAAAACAAAAUCAAGAGACUGGAAAAAGAUGAUAAAUCCAGGAGAGAAGAAAGAGAAGAAAAACCCAAAAGAGAAGAAAAAGGUGAAAAAUCAAAGAGGGAAGAAAGAGAUGAUAAAUUCAGGAAGGACGAAAAAGAUGAGAAAUUCAGGCGGGAGGAAAGAGAUGAAAAAUACAAAAGAGAUGAGAAAAACAGAAAAGAAGAAAGAGAGCAGAAAUACAGAAGAGACGAUAGAGAUGAGAAACUCCGGAGAAAAGAGAAAGAUGAGAAAACCAGGUUGGAAGAGCGAGAUGAGAAAAUCAGGCGGGAAGAACGUGAUCAGAAAUCUAGAAGGGAAGAACGAGAUCAAAAAUCAAGAAGAGAACAAGAUGAAAAACCAAGGAGGGAAGUACGAACUGAGAAAAAAAAUGAUGAGAAAUCAAAGAGAGAAGAAAAGUCCAAUUAUCUAGAAACAAAUGAGAAGAGAUCUCCAGACCAGAAGAAGAACCUAAAGCUGAAUGAAAAAUCUCAGUCUUCAAAUAACAUAGGUGAGCAGAAGAAACAUGAGACAGAAAAAUCCAAAAAGACACAUGAAACUGUUCUGACCACCCAAAAGCCAGAAGAGAAGAACCCAUCUGGAGAUGCUACUGUAUCAAACAAAGAACCACAAAACAAAAAAAACAUAUCUGAGGCUGCAGAGAAAACCAAAGAAGGUGUGUCAAAGACGGGAGCAAAGAAAACCCAUAUCACCCCAGGACCUUGGAAAGUGCCUGGAACAGAGAAAGUCACUGAUGACACGUUGAAUAUAUAAUUACAGACUUUGUGUUCAGUUUUUUUAAAUACAGUGUUUUUUGUCACCUAAUUUAAAGGUGAACAGGCUCCAACCUAUAUAAUCAUUCCUGCAUGAAGGAUUUUUGGGACUUGCUUGCAAUGAACGGUCUUCCACAAGUGUGUGAUACUUGCAACCCUGUGAAACUUUUCUGCUGCUCUUUUAAUUCUCUGCUGCUAAGACUUGAAGAGUAUAGAACCGAAUUUUAAGGAUCUUGAACACAGUUCUUUAUCAUUGUGAUCAUAAUUUCUCUUUUUUUUUCCUUUGUGUUCAACAUAUGUAUGUUUUCAAAUCCAACCAAAAAGCCCUGUAAAUCAUGAGCUAUUUGAAUAGCAUGUUGCAUGAUAACAUUAUGUAACAACAAAAUACAGGUUUGCACAAGUCAUAGCAAGAAAGGACAGAUUCAACAAAUGACUAAACACUGAUGUUUUAUAUAUUAACAUUAUGAUAUUAAUUUCACAAAUCAGAGACUUAAUUGAAAGCACUAGGUGCAAGCAUGAAAACUGUAUUGGGGAAAGGGCAAAAUAAUGGUUUUAGACUUCUCUUAGUGUGUUUUGCUCCACAAUUAACAUAUUUAAUUAGCUAUUUAGUUUUUGUAUAUUACUGUAUGAUUUACACUCAAUCUCUAACAAAGGCAGAAUUGUAUUUUUGGCUGGUUAGUUAUGCACAUACCAUGUAGAUGUAGAUAGAGAAGAAAGGUUUGCCAAGUGAGGCAAAAUAUACCCAUUUUGAUUGGUAGAACAGUGCAACCCAAAAUUACAUUCACCUUAUAUGAUUCCUUCCCUUGGUAGUGCUGAAUGUAGCGCCACAUAAAUGGUUACAAUUUGUAAACUGAUUGCACAUAAAUAAAUAUGGAAGGAAUAAAAGAGAAAAAAAUAUGUGGUUAAAUAUAAAAUUCUAUAUUUUAGCAGCUAUUUCAAAAAUAUAUAUUUUGCAUAACUUAGCUACUUAUAUUUAAAGAAUACAGCUUUUCACAAAUCAAAAAUGCAUUUUUUAUAUUGAUAUUUGUUUUGGUCAUUAUGAAAUGAUGUUUUUAUCAGUAUGUCCUUUGCAGUGCAGAUAUCUUCUAAUACAAAGUAAUUACGAGCAGGAAUAAAAUGUGUAUCAUGAACUAAAUACAGCAGAAAAAAAAAUACCAAGCAAUUUUUAGCAAUAGUGAAAUUUCUAUAUCAGUAGCUGAAAAAAUAUAUUGGGCUGGAUGACAAGUGGAGCGCUAAAUUAUCGCACGCCAGCAAACGGGCAAAUGUGCCAGUUUGUGGGGGCACAAUAAAUACCCAGCCAUUACAAGUGGGCCGUGGCUGGUUAUUGCUACCUCAAAGUAGCAAUUAGCUCUCUGAAAAUUAACCGGAGGUCAAACCUCUGGUUAAAUUUCUAAAUGUCCCCCAAAUGCCCCCAAACUUAUGUGUCUGUUUUCUUUUUUUUAUUAUUUUUUUUAUUUUAAAUGUAGCAGGAAAAAAAACGCACAUAGCAGUGUUCCCUGUAAAUAUAUAUGUAUAUGCUUAUAUACAUUACAUAUAUAUUUGUUUAUAUAUAUAUAUAUAUAUAUAUAUAUAUAUAUAUAUAUAUAUAUAUAUUUGUUUUAAUAUGUGUAUAUACACAUAUUAACACAUAAAUAUAUAUGUAUAUAAGCAUAUACAUGUAUGUUUACAUUUGCUGCAUGACUUACAUUUUUGUUCUCACGGCAUGAGAAUGAGGCUCCCAUUGGAGCCUAUGAAAGUGCGCUCUCGUGAGCGCAAUGCUUCUGUGCAAUGGGAAUGCGAGGUUGCGUUCCCAUUGCACCUCACCUGUAAUACCAGCUCACAUUUGCGCACGCUGGUAUUACAAAGUAGAGCGAUAUUUUGCGCUCCAUUUAUAAUCUGGCACAUUAUGUUAAAUUAUCCUGGAUCAUUGAAAUUUCUUCUGAAGAACAUCAGACAAUUUGACCAAUAAAUAUUUUUCCUUUUUAAAAUGUGCGUACAAAUUAAUAAGCACUGUAAUAAAGAAAAAAAUUCUAAAAGUUAGUUUUUUAUAGUUAACCUUAAUAUAUAAUCCAGAGCCCAAAAAAAUGAGUGAUGAGUGAUGGAUAUUCUAUAUGUUAUAAAAUCACACAACGGUAAUAACUGUGUAUCAUCAAUAUGGAACAGAUACCAAACAAGUCUCUUACAAAGGCAAGUGCAAUAGAUUUGUUUUUAUUUUUAAAGGUCUGUCAACAGUUACAGAAUUAGAUUUCUGAAUUCAGACAGUAAUCAAUAUUUGUUUUGACUUCUCCAAAAUUUAGAAACCAGUUAAUACUGUUGUACAGAAAUUGUUCUUCCCAAUGUAAUGUUAUCCCAAAAUAAAUAUAUUCAUUUAAUGCAAGUCUUCUUAGAUGUCAGAAACACACAAUAGAAGACGGAGCGGCCAAUAAAAAUCACCUUAGUAAGAAACUACAGUAUUGGUUAUUUUAUGCUAAACGUUCAGACAACCAUUUUGCGUUAAUAGAUUUUAUAGUACUUUAGCUACAGCUGUAUUGCUCUGGUUUGCUUGUAAAUGUUGAUUUGUCACAUGUUGAUUUUUUUUUAUACAAAAUAUAAAACAGGGAUAUGCCAAGUUGCUGUCCCCUGUGGCGGCAAAAAUAUUAACCCCUGUCCAACUAAUAACUGUGAUUUGAUGUUUUCUGUUGAACAUACUGUGAUCUCAUUUGGUGGUACCUGUGAAAUGUUAAUCUUAGUUGUCAUCUGAACAUUUAUUUUUCUUCUAACUUCUCUUUUAAAAAUGUUGCCUUGAAUCGUUAAAGGAUUUAUGAUUUGAUUUACUGGUUGUAAAUGUUUAUAUAUUGUACAGCACCUAUAAAUAUAUAUACAUAUAUCUUUCCAAAGUAUAGAAUAGACCUGUAAAGCAGUUAUUAUUUUUUAUAUAAAUAUAUAAAUAUAUAUAUAUGAACAAUUCAGUCAAUGGCCUUCAGUUCUUGCACUGUAAAAUAAGAAAAUGCUGUAUAAUUUUGUUUUAUUUUCCAAUAAUGCAUUGUAUAAUGUAUGUGUUAAGCAAAAGCAUCCUUCAGAAUUAAUAACUAUUUUGCAUUAAAAUGAAUACAUUCA